GUUCUUCUUGAAGCGUUCGUGUGGAAACAUUCAUCCAUAUUUUUGAUAACAUUUCUCAAGAAACUUGCAAUGACGUGUUUCACCAGUGAAAAGAUGACUUCAUUAAUUAAACAGGCUUCCAUUUGGUCCGUCAUAAUCGGAACAUUAUCCGUAAUCAUUUUGGCAUUAGUUGUCUUCGCUCUUCGAUUUUACGUACGAAGAAAAUCAAAGGAUGCGCUUCCACAUCUCCGAUAUGUGGAAGGUGAGGGAGAACAUUUCCGUCCCGUUGUGGUCGGUUUUUUUCACCCCUACUGCAAUGCAGGAGGUGGAGGAGAAAGAGUGCUGUGGACUGGCAUUCGUGCUCUUCAGAGGCGCUAUAAUUUUGUUCGCUGUGUUGUGUACACCGGUGACUCGUUCGUGACUGGGAAGGAAAUUCUCCGCAAAGCGGAAGAACGUUUCAACAUAUCGUUACCUCGAUCAGUAGAGUUUGUGUUCUUGAAGAAAAGGCGCUGGGUCGAAGCGAGCACGUAUCCACAUUUCACUCUCUUGGGACAAAGCUUUGGUUCCAUGAUUCUGGGCUGGGAAGCCUUGAACAGUUAUUUGCCGGACAUAUUUGUGGACACCAUGGGCUAUGCCUUUACCCUGCCAAUGUUUCGCUAUCUGGGAGGAUGCCAGGUUGGUUGCUAUGUUCAUUACCCUACCAUCAGCACUGACAUGUUGUCACGUGUGGGUGAUCAAACAGCUUCCUACAAUAAUGCCGCUUAUAUUAGUAAUAGUCGUGUCCUGAGUGCAAUCAAGUCAAUUUAUUAUUUCCUGUUUGCUGUGCUGUAUGGUUUGGCUGGCUCAUGUGCUGAGGUUGUCAUGGUAAACUCCACCUGGACUUAUGGCCAUAUCGUGUCAUUGUGGCGAAAGAAGAACCGGACAUCAAUAGUGUAUCCCCCCUGUGACACGAAAGCUUUCCUAGAGCUGCCUGUGAAGGUUGACAGGGUUGACGGCAAUGAAGAUGAUGAUGAAAGUAUUCAUUCCAUAGUGUCAGUGGGACAGUUCAGACCAGAAAAAGACCACCCACUCCAAAUAGAGUCCUUUCAUGAAUUCCUUAAAUGCCAAAUGGCCAAAGAUAGACACAAGUUUAAGCUUAUUCUUGUUGGAAGCUGCCGAAAUCAAGAAGACAAAGAUAGAGUUGUUUCUCUGAAGCGGCUGGUUUCAAAGCUUGAAAUAAAAAAGAAUGUUGAGUUUGCCUUGAAUGUUUCCUUUGACAGGCUCAAAUCUUAUCUUGCUGAAGCCACUAUUGGUCUCCACACUAUGUGGAAUGAACAUUUUGGUAUUGGCGUUGUUGAGUGUAUGGCAAGUGGUGCCAUUGUCUUGGCUCAUGACUCUGGAGGUCCCAGAAUGGACAUUGUCAUUGAAUGGGAAGGAAAACCAACAGGGUUUCUUGCAAGUGACAAGAAAAGCUAUGCAUCUGCAAUGGAAACAAUAUUUUCCCUUUCACCAGAGGAGAGGAAUGUUAUCCGCUGCAAUGCAAGAAACAGUGUUGCCAGAUUUUCAGAGAAAACUUUUGAGAGUGGAUUUCUUCAAUGUACAGAGCCCUUAUUUAUGGGUGCAUGAUUCUCUUAGGGCUGAAUGUAAUUUAGUUUCCAAUAUUAUUGAUCUUUUCAAUGUGUAUUUUGAUGAAGGUUCAACCAAUUCUGUUUUGUCUGAAAAAGUUUAAUUUGUUUAUUAGAUGAAAAAAGACUUAAGUUAGACAUAUUUAUCAUAUUCAAGGGAAAAACAGAUAGAUUAUGUUUGCCUUUGAGGAUUUUUACCUCAGUCCUUUUUUUAAUUUUGUGGGUCCAUGCUUCACCAACUUAGCUACAGAGAACGGAAAGACUGAAAUAAGUUACUAGGUGAUUGGAUUAACUGACUGUGGUAUUCUGGGAAAAUCAUGAAAUGUGCAUGGUACAUAAUUUGCAAUUUUUUUCCAUUGUUGUCAGCUAUUAUACAUUAGCAUUUGCCUUGUAUUGCUAUCCCAGUAAUUUUCUUUUCCCAUUUUUAGCAAAUGGAAAAUAAGGGAAAACUAAUGAGAUUGGACAAGUUUGUCACACAAUUUUGUAAAAUGCGGCUCUAAGAUGAUGUCAAAGGACCAAAUAUUGCUGUAAUUGGCUGUAGAUUAUUGACAAGUGUACCUGUAUAAAGCACACCCUAAAUAUGUCUCUCUGGCAGUUUGGUGAGCUACAAUUGGUAGUUAUAAUGACCUAGUGUCACUGGCUUAAAUAAUUAGGCUAUAACUUACUAACAUUUGCAAUGCACAUGUAGGUAUACAACUUGCAUAAGGUGUCAUUGUUCAAUACACAUGGUAACCUGAAAACCUAAACUUUGUUUAUAGUGAAUACUUUAUUGUCAACAAGUUUGCCUGCUCUGUUAGAUUGAUUAACAUUUCUUUGUAACUAAUUUCAUGUUAAAAUGUGUCAAGCUCUUUGCUGUCAAUAGUUCCUAAUCCCUUGUGAUCUUUAGGGCUGGUUUUGUAAAAGUUUCACUCAAGUUAACCAUGAUAUAUUUCUCAUUACUUCUUAUGUUUGAUCAGUAAAACAAAAGACUAUUGAA
Molecule: messenger RNA, 2559 nt
Organism: Pocillopora verrucosa
Lineage: Eukaryota; Metazoa; Cnidaria; Anthozoa; Scleractinia; Pocilloporidae
Product: GDP-Man:Man(3)GlcNAc(2)-PP-Dol alpha-1,2-mannosyltransferase-like
Biological process (GO): protein N-linked glycosylation
Cellular component (GO): endoplasmic reticulum membrane
Molecular function (GO): GDP-Man:Man(3)GlcNAc(2)-PP-Dol alpha-1,2-mannosyltransferase activity
Source: RefSeq, a predicted model, not a curated record